Heteronotia binoei (common prickly gecko) is the source of this 3184-nucleotide messenger RNA. It is a transcript of the gene SLC35B2, whose product is annotated as solute carrier family 35 member B2. Lineage: Eukaryota; Metazoa; Chordata; Lepidosauria; Squamata; Gekkonidae. Gene Ontology annotation, cellular component: Golgi membrane; endoplasmic reticulum membrane. Gene Ontology annotation, biological process: transmembrane transport. Gene Ontology annotation, molecular function: 3'-phosphoadenosine 5'-phosphosulfate transmembrane transporter activity. The transcript has 4 exons. Bases 109 to 1410 code for a protein of 433 amino acids. The record is from RefSeq and is a predicted model, not a curated record.
GUGGCCAGUUCCUGGUCCUGCGGCGCAGGGAGGGAGGCGCGGCCGGCCUCCAAAGAGCGAAGUGGGGGUGGGGGGGAAGCAGCAGCGAGCACCGGCCCAGCCGGCAUCAUGGGCCGCAGGUUCUGCCUGGCUUUUGCACUGGCUGCUCUCCCUGCUGUGGCUGCCAAUGAAGAAGUACCUGUGGCUCACCAGGACUCCUGGGGAGACUUCUGGCUAUUCCGUUUCUUGAUCAAUGCUGCAGGCUAUGCAAGCAUUGUGGUGCCAGGCUUCUUGCUGAUACAGUAUUUCAAGAAGAAAAAUUAUCUUGAGACAGGCCGAGGUGUUUGCUUUCCAGUUAUCAAAUCAUGUGUUUUUGGCAAUGAGGCCAAGUCAGGAAACCAGGAUGAUGCCUUGCUGGCAGCUCGGAAUGAGACUGUAGAGUCCUCUACAGCCCGGCAAAUUUUUAAGCUUCUGUUCUGUGCAGCAGGUCUACAGAUGUCUUACUUGACAUGGGGUGUCCUUCAGGAACGUGUAAUGACCAGAACAUAUGGAGCAACUGAGUCAGAUCCUGGCGAGAAGUUCAAGGAUUCUCAAUUCCUUGUCUUCAUGAACCGGAUCCUUGCCUGCACUGUAGCUGGCCUGUACUGUGCCCUGACCAAGCAGCCCCGCCAUGGUGCUCCCAUGUACAAGUAUUCCUUUGCCUCCCUCUCCAACAUCCUCAGCAGUUGGUGCCAGUAUGAGGCACUCAAGUACAUCAGCUUCCCCACCCAGGUGCUGGCCAAAGCCUCCAAGGUGAUUCCAGUCAUGCUGAUGGGAAAGUUGGUGUCACGCAAAAGCUACGAAUACUGGGAGUACCUGACAGCAGCACUUAUCUCUGUAGGGGUCAGCAUGUUCUUGCUCUCCAGCACACACGACAAGCAUCUCUCUACUGUCACCACCUUUUCUGGUGUGAUCCUCCUGGCGGGCUAUAUUGUCUUUGACAGCUUCACCUCUAACUGGCAGGAUGCGCUCUUCACCUACAAGAUGUCCUCAGUACAAAUGAUGUUUGGGGUGAAUGUGUUCUCAUGCCUCUUCACCGUGGGCUCACUGCUAGAGCAGGGCGCCUUACUGGAGUCAGUACGCUUCAUGGCCCGUCACUCUGAGUUUGCUGCUCAUGCCGUGCUUCUGUCAGUGUGCUCAGCCUUUGGGCAGCUGUUUAUCUUCUAUACCAUCAAUCAGUUUGGGGCAGCUGUUUUCACCAUCAUCAUGACGUUGCGGCAAGCCUUCGCCAUCCUGCUCUCCUGUCUCAUCUAUGGCCAUGCAGUCACUGUGGUGGGCGGGCUAGGGGUAGCUGUGGUCUUCAUAGCACUUUUCCUCCGUGUCUAUGCCCGCAGCCGCAUGAAGAAGCGAGCAAAGAAGCUGCCAGUUGAAACCACAGUGCAAAAAGUUUAGGGGCUGCAAGGCAGAGAUAGCCCCCUUCCCUCUGGGGCCAUCACCAAACUCUUAAGCACUUGGAGGAAGUGAAGGGACCUUUCCUCCUGUUGCCUUACUGUCUGAACAUUUUAAGCCUGCUGGGGCAAUGCUCUUCUGAGUGAGACUAGAGGUUAAUAAUACUUUAGGUUUCUUCUGCAGCCCCUUUCUUUGGAAAAGGAGUAUUUAUGAAGGAAGUACAUUGGAGCUUUCUUGCCCUUUGCUGCAGUGUCCCCUUCUGCUUAUCAUCUCAGAACAGCAUUUAACACUUUUAAAUAUUCUAACUCCGCCCCCCAAAAAACCAUCUGAUGGUGGAAGGGGAAACCAGGGUGGUGUUGCAAAUUCCAGCCUCUUCUACAAGAAAACAGGAGACUGGAGGAGGCUUUGGACUUCAGAAUGGUCCUGCUGUGUAAGAGCCCCUCUUGAAUCAGAGCUUCCUCCUUUCAGGCUUGGAGUACCCCACUCAUGCGUUCUUUUGCCUCACUGUUGAACUUUUUCCAGCUGUGUGCCAUUCCCCAAUGUCUUUUGGUUCUUGCUUGUUUUGCUAGGCGUCUUAUAGAAUAUCCUCUCUUCUCAUUGGACUACAAUCCCAACCCUUUUGAGACUAUUCUUGGGACACUAUGUACUUUCCUGGGAUAUAUAGUUGCUACAUACAGUUUAGAAAAGCACAAAUAAUUGCCUUCUUGAAACAUCGCUUUUCAGAGCUAGCUUGAGGUGUUUGGUUUUUAGCUUUUGUUUUUAAACUGCUUCUUGCAGGUUAGUGUGGAAGGAAGGCAUCCCUAUGCAUAGACAAUGUGCUUUUUUGUCCCUCUUCAUCUUUGGAAGGGACUCUGGCACACACUUGGUUCACAUUGGGACUGAUAAUAGCUGGAAGCAGUGUGUGCAUCUAGGUUUGAAUUCUGCUUCCAGUGUAUCUAGUUCCCCCGCAAAUGUUGAGUGUGCUGCAGAAUCCCUUGCAGAAUAAAGUUCUGGGGCGCACUGUUUAUAGGGGGAACCAGCUGUGUUUGAAGCAGCAGUGGCGGAAGGGCUUGUCCUGGGCUGCCUGGAUUACUUAACAUUGCCUAGUGUCCCUGCCCUCUUUCCAGGAGGCAUGGGGCAGGGUACUUUGAGGCAAUUUCCUUGUGAUGCAGAAACUGGACUGUAUUGUCCUCUUCACAUGUGAUUGCUCGGGAUGCACGGUUAGAGCUGAUGUCACUGGCUCUGCUUAGGAAGCCUGAAUUUUACCCUCUUAAUGCCAAGCUGAAUUGUAAAGGGAAAGGGUUUUUUUGGUACUUUUGAAACACAACUUAUCUCCUUUUUAUUAAAUUUAAAAGAUGCUGCAGGCAGGAAGCCUGUUUUGUAUCUUUCAGUGGGUCCAAGAGGGAAGGUGGAUAAGAGAUCAGCCUCCAGAUUCUGUAGUUCAUUUCACCUUUCAAGAUGAUGAGAAAGACUUUUACAUGUGUUAAUUUAGCACAGUAUUUUACAUCCUGACCUGUAAAAAAAAAUGCAAGGCUGUCAUAGCCAAGAACUAAUUAGAAGGGUGUUGGUGUUACCUAGUGAAGACUUGAACCAGUGGUAGGCAUAGAGUUCUCACUGCUUGAAAGGUAGCGCUUCAAUGCCCUGCACAACUCUGUACCUCUCCCAUUGACUACUAUGCCUUGACUUCAUAUUCCUUUGGUGGUUUUACCAUUUUACCUGUUGCCAAGAUUUACAAUCCGGGGUGGGGGUGGGGGGGGAACUAAAUUUCCAAAUAUAUAUCAAUUGAUUUACAUUUUAA